CCUACGCUUACCAUGGACGGGUUCGAUUUCCUGCAAGGAUUGACUCCAGAAGAGCUUCGUAGUAUCGCUGACGAUAUUUGGAAAGUCGAAGAGAGCGGCGGCUCGGGCUACACAGAGGCUGCGAACUACUCAUUGGAUGAACUCCUAGAGGAUCUUUCGUCAGAUAACGCUCGGCCUGGGAUUCUUGGAAACCCGUUACACGAACUGUCUACGCCACUGUCGAGGACAGGCAUGUCGGCCAAAGUAGAACCCGACAUGGCGGCCCGACGCCCGGGUUCUGCGGAUGAUGCUUGGCCAGCAAACCAGAAGGAGUUGAUCCUCUCUCCAGCCUCCCCUCAAGCUCAGUCACGUUCCUCGCUAGCUAUGUCGAGGAUCUACUCUAUUGAGACAUUACCUCAGUACAAGCCAGCACCAUUGCUAGCGAUUUCAGAGACCUCGGUCAGCUUCCAGGAAGUUCCACAGCCUCCUCCUUCUACGACGUCUCUUGUGGAGCCUAAAGAGACUGUCCCUAUUGUGCCAACCACAUCGCUAAACAUCGAGCUCGAACCUAUGGAAGCCACACCAGUGCUACCCAUAUCUACUCAUGAUGCAGCUGUCAAGCCCACACCACUUCCUGUGGAGAUUGACGACUCUAUGGACUCUACCGUGGAAGACAAAAGCCGGAUUUAUGACGAGCCAUCGAGAGAAAGCGAAAACUCCACGCCGAAACAUAAGGCUGGCUCGAGACGGAUUGCUCGAGCUCCCCAGACCGUCCAAGACCACUCGAACACCGUUUCCCGUUCGACUUCACCUAGGCAACCUCAUGUCAAUAGAAGCGGAACAAGCUCAAGGACUAUCGACUACGAAGAACUUGAAAGAAUUACCGCCGCAGCCAAGAUCCCUAAGCCUUCUGACGAAGCGUCCGCAGACAACUCAACGGGUAUACAAGAGACGUCUCCAAGGCUCCCUAAGAGCACAUCGUUUACCAAGAGCGUGCUAAGUGCAACUGAUCCUGGCUCAUCUAAGGCAACAAUGCCUGACUCGGAAAAAGUACGCAGCCAUUCGCCAGGAUCUUCAGGAACUGAUCGCCCCGGUGAUAGCCAAAAAACUGCAAUCAUAGUCGAGGACCUACCAGACAACGACCAUGGGGAGACAGCCCAGCAAGAUCCGGAUGAUCAUCGAGAUCUGAUGGAGCUCGCCAUUCUGGACGACGAUCGGGCUCCUACAGAAAAGCACGAACAGCCGAUAUCUAAUUAUCGACGGCCCAACAGUAGUCAUAGACGCAGGUCAAGACGCACACGCUCAUUACCCUCGCGCCCAGGCCUUGUUCAAUGGAAGGGCCCCGUCGACAGCAGGCUAGAAAAUAUUGACAAUUUGUGGCUAGUCCUGCAAAAUGAAUGGAUCUCCUUACGCGAAGACACUAAAGACUACACAGGCCCUUUCAUGGCCAGCUUUGACAAGAAGAUUAGCAGCGCUGCAGAUAAGUUCUCAUUGGGGAGGGCCUGCGCCUCUGAUGUGCGCAAAUUGCAAAAAUCAUGGACCCUUGCUUACACUGUAUCUCUUCCGCAACUUGAGAACAAAGAACACGUCAAGCAAAUGGAGCACUUCACGUUAGCAAUGAGCAAGCUCGGGAAGGCAUCAAGAGGACUGCGGGAAGAAUAUUUUAGGAUCAGCGCUGACAUGGAGAGAGAUGAUGGGGAUGACAUGGACUGGACCCCAGGCAACAGUCACAGCUGAAGGCGCUCAUUCGUCUACGAUCCCCAGUCAUAAUCCGUCAUCAGCAACACCGUUUCAGAACAUGACAUUUGCCAGGCUGGAUAAAAGAGUGUCGUAGACUGCGAAUUACUCCAGCUGGCGCAAGAGUUUGUGGUGAAGGUACCAAAGCUCGAGUUCAGUCCUGAUGAGAUCAUGUCGCUUUUGUUGGCGAACAAGCAAUCACCCCGCCAAGCUAUUGCUAGUGUGGGUAAGUGGAUGGAGAGAACCAGAGAGGAAAGGUUGAAUUUGGCUAUGAAAAAACCAUGGGCGCUCGGUGAGAGUGAUGUAUUUUUAGAUCAUUGAUGUUGUUUGCACAGGUUUUCCGCAUAUGUUUAAGUCGAGCGGAUCUUUCUCUUCCUCGCACCCUUUCUCGUCUUCCGG
This is a messenger RNA of Alternaria rosae, 2115 nucleotides long. RefSeq lists its product as uncharacterized. The record is from RefSeq and is a predicted model, not a curated record. The transcript is spliced from 2 exons. The coding region runs from base 13 to 1716 and encodes 567 amino acids. Lineage: Eukaryota; Fungi; Ascomycota; Dothideomycetes; Pleosporales; Pleosporaceae.